Messenger RNA from Closterium sp. NIES-67, 1371 nucleotides. NCBI's taxonomy places the organism in Eukaryota, Viridiplantae, Streptophyta, Zygnematophyceae, Desmidiales, Closteriaceae. The record is from the annotation of a GenBank genome assembly.
AAAUUUCUCCGCCUGCCUCACGCGCGCAAAUUUCCCCCGUAGGUUCGCAGGCGGCAGCCGCAAUGAGCCAGCCACGCGCUCGUUCCGCCGCCAUCUCCCCGCACGCCCCUUCCGCCACCUCCUCUCACACCCCUUCCGCCACCCCCCUCGAACUCCGCCGCGAAUUUCUCCGCCGAGCCGCCGAGUCGCUCGCCGUCAGCUCGCCGCCCGUUGCCGCCCACCUCGGGCGGUGCCUGCAGCUGCUGACGCCCGCGACGCAAGGCCAGACGGAAGGGGGAGGAGGAGGGAGAGGUGGAGGUGGUGGCUGCGGCGAAGGGGGCGGUCCGUCUGUUUCCAAGGCGAUGGCUGUUGAUGGGAGCGUGCUGUGCGCGGGGUGCGGCCUCCCUCAGAUCCUCCCUUCCACCUGCAGCGUCACCAUCGCCUCGUAUCCUCGCGCGGGGAAAUCAAAGAGGAGAAGAUCAGCAGCCCGAGGAGCAAAGAGUGGCAUCUCGUGCAGAGCGAGAGGUGCUGCCAUGGAUGAUGCCGCCACCAGCGCACACGCUGCACGAGCCGCCACACCUGUUGAGGGGCGACAAAAGAGUAGCUCCAGCAAUGAAGCUGCCGGAACUGCAGCUGUUGCUCCUGCUCCUUCCUCUGCUGCUGCUGCUGCUGCUGCUGCUGCUGCUGCUGGUACUGCUGCUGCUGCUUUGGAUGGUUUGGCGAAAGAGCAAACGGGAGAGAGGAGGAAGGGGAGCCGGAAGAGGCAGAGGAAGGCGAGGGGCGGAGGGCAGGCGAGGAGGGGAGGGGAGGAGCAUGAGAAGAGGAGGAGGGUGGGGCGUGAGGGAGUGCAGGGGGGGGAGGGGAAGGCAGGGGCAGAGGGGAAGGAAGAGGCGGCAGUGGGGAAUGGUCUGCACAGAAACAGAGUGAUCAGUAUGUGUCGGUUCUGUUCGAGGGAGAGGCGGUGCAAGGGCAGCAGACAGGGGUAUGUGAAGGGCAAGGCUGCACAGGUCAAGAUGGCCACUUGAUUAUGCAGGCCUUUGUGUCGUCUGCUGCUGAUGUGCACACCUCGGUGCGUAGUUGUGAUGUUGCCUUGCCACCUGGUGUUGCUUUAUCCAGGGAGCUUUGGAGAUGUUCUGAAGUUUGAAGUCUAGUUUUGAGGCGCCUCAAAACGAGCUUUGUAGAUGUUCUGAAGUUAGAAUCCAUGUGUGAUGAGUCGAUUUUUGAGUCGACUCAUUACACACGCUUUGGAGAUAUUCUGGAAGUUACAAGUCUAGUUUUGAGGCGCCUCAAAACGAGCUUUGGAGUUUGAGGCGCCUCAAAACGAGCUUUGGAGAUAUUUUGAAGUUCCAUGCAAAGUUUGGAACUGCCGCUGUAGAAGCAGCCUCUUUCCUG